Sphenostylis stenocarpa is the source of this 849-nucleotide messenger RNA. Lineage: Eukaryota; Viridiplantae; Streptophyta; Magnoliopsida; Fabales; Fabaceae. The record is from the annotation of a GenBank genome assembly.
AUGGUUCUUUCACAAAGGAAUCUCUCUGUACUAAGUUCUGUUGAGACACAUGGUUUCCGCUUCUGCAUGUCUCUUUUGUAUGUUACUCUUUGUGGUGCCUGUCAAUGUUUUCAGGUCUUUGCAAUGCCAGAAACAGCUUUGGGUUUAUUUCCUGAUGUAGGUGCCGCAUAUUUCUUGUCUAGACUGCCUGGCUUUUUUGGAGAAUAUGUUGGUCUUACAGGUGCUAGGUUGAAUGGUGCAGAAAUGCUUGCUUGUGGUCUUGCAACGCAUUUUGUUCCUUCAUCGAAAUUGUCUUUAUUGGAAGAAGCAUUGUGCAAAGUGGAAACUAGUGAUCCAAAUGCAGUGUCUGCAGUUAUCAAUGAGUACUCGGAGCAACCUUUCAUAAAAGACAAUAGUAUUUAUCACAGGAUGGAUGCGAUCAACAAGUGCUUCUCAAGAAAAUCAAUGGAGGGAAUAAUAUCUGCUCUUGAGAUGGAAGCUAUGGGCAAGGCAGAUCAUUGGAUUUCUGAAACUGUUCAAACCUUAAAGAAAGCAUCUCCAACAAGCCUUAAAAUAUUUCUUAGAUUGAUUAGAGAAGUCAGACUCCUAGGUAUUGGUCCAUGCCUUGUUCUUGAAUAUAGAAUUGUAUGUCAUAUUCUAAAAGGACACUACAGCAAGGAUUUCUUUGAGGGUUGUAGGGCUAUACUGAUAGAUAAAGACAGGAACCCAAAGUGGGAACCUUCCAAAUUGGAGCUUCUUAGUGAUAGUGAUGUUGAUCGUUACUUCUCUAAGCUUCAUGAUGAAGAAUGGGAAGAUUUGCAACUUCCUAAAAGGUUCAAUCUGCCUACAUAUGCUAUUUCAAAGCUGUAA